AGACGUGCUGUAUGUUGCACACCUGAGUACAGUACCUAUGUUUAACUAUGUUUCGUAAAUUGACUCAUUUGCUCUGUAUGUAGUACGGUUAAACAACUUUUAUCAAGAUUGGUUAGUUUCCCUUAAUGCCGUGUUGACAACGGCACUGAAACUAUCGAGAGCUGACUCAUUCCAGGAAAUGGAAUAGGCUCAUUUGAAAAAACAUAUAUAUUGUAUUAAUGACUGAUUGAUUAUAAUCUAGAGCUGGAGUCUAUUAUUAUUUUUGAUCGGAAGGUUUUCUGCAAUUUGCGAAAUAAAAAUGUUGAACUUUAACUAUGCUUUAGUUUCGACUUUGCUCUCUCUCUCUCUAGAUAUGGCUUCCUCCAGCAUUCUACUUUCUGAAGACCAUUUCCUGUGCUCUAUCUGUCUGGAUGUGUUCACUGAGCCAGUCACCACUUCAUGUGGACACAGCUUCUGCAUCACAUGUCUCACAAAGUACUGGGAUAGAAUGGACCUGUGUCAAUGUCCACUGUGUCAGGAGAAAUUCUACAGACAACCUGAGCUUCGUGUCAACACAACGUUUAGAGAAGUUGUAGAGAAUUUUAAAAAGAUGAGAGACAGAGGUAAAGAUGAAUCUCCUCCCAAACUCGGAAAAGUGCCUUGUGACGUCUGCACUGGGACGAAGCUCAGUGCCAUGAAGUCCUGCCUGCUCUGUCUAACCUCUUACUGUAAGAUUCACCUGGAGCCUCAUCAGAUCGCCCCAGCCUUAAAGAGACACAAACUGAUCGACCCUGUGGAGAACCUGGAAGACAGGAUCUGUAAGAAGCAUGACAGACUCCUGGAGCUUUUCUGUAGGACUGACCAGACAUGUGUGUGUCAGUUCUGCACUGAGGCAGACCACAAGACUCAUGACACUGUCUCUAUAGAGGAAGAGUGUGGAGAGAGGAAGUCUCAGCUAGGGAAGACUGAGGCAGAAGUGCAGCAGAUUAUCCAGGAACGAAUGCAGAAGGUUAAAGAGAUCAAACUCUCAGUAGAUCUCAGCAAGAGAGAUGCAGAUAGAGAGAUAGCAGACAGCAUACAGGUCUUCACUGCUCUGGUGCGCUCAAUUGAGAAAAGCCAGGCUGAGCUGAUUGAGGUGAUUGAGGAGAAGCAGAAAGCAGUAGAGAGGCAGGCUGAAGGGCUCAUUAAAGAUCUGGAGCAGGAAAUCACUGAGCUAAAGAGGAGAAGCACUGAUCUGAAGCAGCUCUCACACACUGAGGACCACCUCCAACUUCUCCAGAACUUCCCAUCACUAGUGUACAAACCUCCACCCACCAAGAACAUGUCUGAGAUCAGUGUUCACAGUGAUCUGUGUGUGGGGACUGUGAGGAGAGCAGUGUCUCAGCUGGAAGAGACACUGAAUAAAGAGAUGGAGAAGCUGCCUGAGGUCAAACUGAAGAGGAUUCAGCAGUAUGCAGUGGAUGUGACUCUGGACCCUGAUACAGCACAUCACAAACUCAUCCUGUCUGAAGAUGGGAAACAAGUAAGACGUGGAAACAUACCACAGAAUCUUCCUGACAAUCCAAAAAGGUUUGAUCGUUUUGCCAUGACCCUUGCAAAGGAUGGCUUCUCCUCAGGGAGAUUUUACUAUGAGGUGACGGUUAACGGUAAGACUAGGUGGAUUUUAGGAGUGGCCAGAGAGUCCAUAAACAGGAAGGGGUCUAUAUCACCUAGGCCUGAAUAUGGACUCUGGUCUGUGGUCUUAAAGGAUGGGAAUCAAUACACAGCCUGUGCCUCCCCCCACGUCAUCCUCUCUCUGAGAGAGAAGCCCCAGAAGGUGGGGGUGUUUGUGGACUAUGAGGAGGGUCUGGUCUCCUUUUAUGAUGUGGAGGCCAGGUCUCAUAUCUACUCUUUCACUGGCUGCACCUUUAAAGAUAAACUCUGUCCCUUCUUCAUCCCCAGUCAUAAUGAUGAUGGAAAAAACUCAGCUCCUCUCAUCAUCUCUCCUGUCAAUCACACAGGCUGAUAAAAAAAUGGAGAGAGAGUCAUUUUUCGGUUAUUGCCAUAAAUUGUCAUUUGUGUUGAAAAAUGUUUUGAGCUUGUAAUGUACCAUAAUGCAUCUUUGAACAUUUAUAUAAAGGUAUACUUAAUGAAUACAACACAGCUUUGGUGUCACCCUGUCUCAAAAACAGAUGGUUUUCACCGCUUGGAACUAUUGGAAAUGAAGCUUUUUGUCCUGACUGUGCAUGUAUUGAAUGUGAGAAAGUACUUGCCUUUGAGCUGGUCUUUGGUUUGUGACAGUGAAUGUAAUAGAGGACGUACUUUUCCUUUGAGCUGGUUGUGGAUGUAGGUGAGGAUAAGGCCAGGGAUCUCCACCAGGGGGAUGAUGAAGGAGCCUUUGGCCACGUUGCCCAGGUUUUAGUGGGACAGUUGCAUCAUAGAGGAUGGGGUCAGGGCCAGCUGAGAUGUAUUCCUGAUGUCCACCACAGGGUACAAGUAAAGAGGAGUUUGAAAUAGUAUAAGUGGUACACUACACACCUGGGUUCAAAUAGUAUUUGUUUUCUUUCACAUACUUUUGCCGUUUGAUUGAGCCGGUAUGGAGUGCCAGAUGGGCAGGGUCUGUACUUUAGGGACUAUUCCAUUGGUUCAACCACAUCAGGCGAGAUCAAUGAAGUCCACUGCAUAAAAAUGUUAUACAACAUAUUCUGGGUUGAACUCUGCUUUCAUUUAUGAAUAAAUAUACACUUCUAGGCAAUUCCUUUUUCUACAGAGUAUUACAAACUCAAGCCAUCAUUUUGGGAUUGUCAGUUCAUGAUCAUCCAUUGCCUUUGACAUAAGACAAACUAAGCACUUGCUGGACCUGCAUUUAAUAUGUUCAACUGCUAUAAACAUUUCAUCAUCAGAGUAAAUGCCUCUCUCAUAUUUGAUCCAGUGUAGUAAUGAGUAAAAUGAUCCUGUUAACAGGUGAGGGAGAACACAAAUCACUAACUUUCAAAACAUGUCCAUGUAAGAACUUUUCUGUUAUGCUAGUCAGUUGUAUUUCUCAAAAUUGUAUUAGAUGUACAAAUGCAAGUCAAGAAGUGACCAUGAUCAUCAUUACCACAACCCCAAAAGUCAUUUGAGCUCCAAAACACUUGUAGUGUAUCGUAGUGGUGGUUACAAAAUAACAGUGGUGACAUGGAAUGCAUUUGAAUAUUCUCUCACAAUACUUUGACCCAGAAGAGGCUUAUCUAAAAAACAUUGCACCAAACUACACUAACAAUAUUCUUGACGUAUGUACUUUAUGUCUCAUAAAAUAUUUGUUACAAAAAGGCAUUGUGCUUAAAAAAAACUGUGUGCCAUAAAUUAAUAAACAGGUUAUCAAAAAAUAUUGUAGUCUCUGGGACUGGAGUGAUAUCAUGUUAAACCUAUUGCACAUGGAUUCAAGAAAACUUCUGCAAUGCCUUUGGUUUCUGUCUUCAGGUUUGGUUUUUCAAGUAAAAGUCCCUCCAUGAGUCUACAACAAUAAACAAAUGGAGUGUUAAUCUUUA
Messenger RNA from Oncorhynchus nerka (sockeye salmon), 3488 nucleotides. Its product is annotated as E3 ubiquitin-protein ligase TRIM39-like. The record is from RefSeq and is a predicted model, not a curated record. Bases 299 to 1984 code for a protein of 561 amino acids. The transcript has a single exon. Gene Ontology annotation, molecular function: protein binding; zinc ion binding. Lineage: Eukaryota; Metazoa; Chordata; Actinopteri; Salmoniformes; Salmonidae.